Melampsora larici-populina 98AG31 is the source of this 864-nucleotide messenger RNA. RefSeq lists its product as uncharacterized. The record is from RefSeq and is a predicted model, not a curated record. Bases 1 to 864 code for a protein of 287 amino acids. Lineage: Eukaryota; Fungi; Basidiomycota; Pucciniomycetes; Pucciniales; Melampsoraceae. The transcript has 7 exons.
AUGUCAACCAAUGAUGGGAAGGACCAUAUUGGUGAUACUCUAUCUAAGAAGAUAUUAUCGAGAGGCAUAGAUAUGCAUGCUACUGGAAAAGACAUUGCAACUCAUCUAUCACAACCAGCUACUGGCUUUUUCUCCAACGGAGCCCCCAGGGUUGGUCUAGGGAUCCUUAAGCUGUGUCAUAUAUUGGCGUAUCAGGCUGGAUCUGGUAGAUUAUCAUUCCCACGUUGCCACAUCAAUGUAUUGAAUUCCCUUUCAGUGGUGCAUCCUAAAUGCUGGGAUCUAAAUACUUAUCUAGAAAUUUGGACGCCAGCUGAUAUGCAUGAGGUCAUCCCUCAACCAGCUACUGCGCAUGACCCUGCCGAACUUGCCCUUGGCCACCAUGCUGACCUAGAGCUUUCCCCCGGCAAUCAAGCUGCCCCAGAUAUGAGUCUUGUCAUGGAUCCAAAAAAUGUUACUCCUGAGCUGGUUCAAACACCUGAUCCAUGUGAAGAUCUCAGAGGAAUUGUUUUGUGCAAGGAUGCUGUUAAUUCAGGAGCAAACCCGUGUCGUAUCAAAGCUCUUUAUUAUAUAUGUAAUGUCCAGGCAGACACGGAUGAAGCCAUGUACAAACAUACCACAUGUCCUUGCAAUCAGUUAAUCACUGGCUCUGACUCACUCCUGUCUCCUACUGAACCAUCCUUAUCUCAUAUGCUUGAUUAUCUGGUCAACCUCAGAGAUUCAGACAAGCUAGUUGAGGCUAUCAAGAACCAAGAAUCAACCCUUUUGCAGAACUCCAAUACCAAUAAACACAAGGCUACUUCAAGAUUUGACUAUUUCAGUUCAACCUCACAAAGAGGAUGUUCAAUAUACCAGUGGCCAAAGUAA